Messenger RNA from Phalaenopsis equestris, 1263 nucleotides. Its product is annotated as plant cysteine oxidase 2-like. The transcript has 5 exons. Gene Ontology annotation, molecular function: oxidoreductase activity, acting on single donors with incorporation of molecular oxygen, incorporation of two atoms of oxygen. NCBI's taxonomy places the organism in Eukaryota, Viridiplantae, Streptophyta, Magnoliopsida, Asparagales, Orchidaceae. Bases 141 to 1001 code for a protein of 286 amino acids. The record is from RefSeq and is a predicted model, not a curated record.
CUAGACUUGUAUUGAGAAUCAGAGAGCCCGGUUUUCUUUUGGGGGAUUUCUACAAAAGCCAUGGCCCCUGGUUUUCUGGAAGAAAACCUCUUUUAUAUCUCCCGCCUCUGCUUCCGCUCACCUUCAUCCGAGAUCGAACGAUGAAGGUAGAGGGAAGCGAGAUGGGGGAGAAGAGGAAGGUGGAGCAGGGGAGGAGAAGAGACGAGCAGGAGAGGAUCGUGAGGAGGCGAGGAGGAGGAGGAGGGUUUAGUCGGCCGCAGAGGUUACGGCGGGUGCUGGCGGGAUCGCCGUCGUCGGCGAUCCAGCGUCUUUUUGAGGUCUGUAUGGCGGUUUUCAAGGGUCCCGGGACGGUGCCGUCGCCUGAGGCCGUGCAGAUGUUGCAGCUCGUUCUAGAUAACCUGAAGCCAGAGGAUGUUGGUUUAAGCACAGAUCUUCUCUUCUUCAAGGGAAGGAGAACUAAGGAACCCCCAAUUAUAACUUAUACAAAUCUAUACAACUGCGAUAAGUUCUCGAUGUGUAUAUUCUUUCUUCCACCGACCGCAGUUAUCCCUCUGCAUAAUCAUCCAGGGAUGACUGUUUUCAGCAAAUUACUCCUGGGAACGAUGCAUAUAAAAUCAUGUGAUUGGGUUGGUGAUUACAAACCAGAUAAAAAUGCACCGUCGGCAAAAUGUAAACUUGCAAAAAUAGUUGAGGAUUCUGAUUUUACUGCACCUUGUGAAACUUCCAUUCUGUAUCCCACAACUGGAGGAAACAUCCACACUUUUCGUUCCAUUACCCCAUGUGCGGUGCUUGAUAUCCUUGGGCCUCCCUAUUCGAUAGAAGAUGAUCGCGACUGCACUUAUUACAGGGAUUAUUCAUAUGUUGAUGUCACAGAUGGUAACUAUGCUGGGAAUGGAAGGGGUGAUGAUUCCUUUUGCUGGUUAGAGGAAAUUGAGACCCCUAAAGAUUUGAAGAUGGUCGGAAUAGAAUACAUGGGACCCCAGAUUAUUAUUGAUGCUUGAACCAAAUACUCAAUUGUUUUCAAUGACUUGCCCUCCAUUUGAGGAAACCCUACAGGUUCUUGACUUCUUCGUUCCUUCACCAAUAUAUGCUGUGUACAUUUUUCACCCUGGUCCCUGUAGUUUCAACAAUCAGUUUUUUUUUCUUUUUCUUUGAUAAAAUUAUUCAUUUUCCAUAGUCUUAUGGUGCUUGGCAUAUAUAGAGCACUGUUAUGUCGAUACACUAUUUUGUUCUUCUAAUGGAUUAAUGUUAAUUUAACUUAAG